CCCAUAAAUCCCCUUUACUCGUUCAGCUCCUUCACCACCUCCACCUUCAACCAGCAUUAUGGCUUCCACACCUCUUUCUCUCAUUCUCUUUGCCCUCAACCUGCAACUACUACUCAUUUCUCCUCAAACCAAUGCCCAAACCCCCUCAGCCCCGGCGCCAUCUCCCACCGGCCCCGCCAACCUCACUGGAAUCCUCGAUAAAGCCGGACAAUACACCACCUUCAUUCGCCUCCUCAACGAGACCCAAGUGGGCAACCAAAUCCAAAACCAGCUCAACAGCUCCAGUGAGGGCGUGAGUGUCUUCGCCCCGACCGACAAUGCCUUCAACAAUCUCAAAGCUGGGACUAUAAACAGCCUCACAGACCAACAAAAAGUCCAGCUUGUUCUGUACCACGUAACGCCUAAAUACUACUCUCUAUCCGAUUUCCAAACAGUUUCCAACCCCGUUCGUACUCAAGCCUCCGGCGACUCUGGUGUCUGGGGCCUUAACUUCACCGGCAACGGCAACGGCAACCAAGUCAAUGUCUCAACCGGCAUCGUUGUAACACAAAUCAACAACCCGUUAAGACAACAAUUUCCUUUGGCGGUUUACCAAGUGGACAAAGUGCUGUUGCCUGAGGAAUUGUUUGGUGCUAAACCAGCCGCUUCCGCACCGCCGCCGGCAAAAACUCCAUCUGGCAGCACGAAUACUACGACAAACACCACGGCCGGCACGCCAACUCCGCCUGCGGCUGCGGGUGGGAGAAAUGUGGUGGGUUGGGGUUUGGCUCUUGGGCUUGGGUUAGUGUGCAUGGGGGCUCUCUCUUGAGUAUUUUCCGUGUUCCUAUCUGUUUUCCUUUUGUUUAAUCGCAUAAUUAAGGAUCGGAGCGAUUUGGGUUUGGCGUGUAUAUCUACAUUAAUUUCAUGCCAUUUUUCUACCUUUCUUUGUUCUUCUUUUGUUAUGAUAUGAGUUUCUUCGUUUGCUCUC
Messenger RNA from Alnus glutinosa, 967 nucleotides. Its product is annotated as fasciclin-like arabinogalactan protein 13. The transcript has a single exon. The record is from RefSeq and is a predicted model, not a curated record. Bases 59 to 808 code for a protein of 249 amino acids. Lineage: Eukaryota; Viridiplantae; Streptophyta; Magnoliopsida; Fagales; Betulaceae.